Saccostrea echinata is the source of this 1435-nucleotide messenger RNA. Its product is annotated as CD63 antigen-like. The record is from RefSeq and is a predicted model, not a curated record. Bases 101 to 994 code for a protein of 297 amino acids. Gene Ontology annotation, molecular function: ATP binding. Gene Ontology annotation, cellular component: membrane. Lineage: Eukaryota; Metazoa; Mollusca; Bivalvia; Ostreida; Ostreidae. The transcript is spliced from 8 exons.
UGAGUGGUACGAUGCUUUGUUUAGUACUAGUCCAAUGGUUGAACUUUUGCUAAGAUGUUGAUGAAGGAUUACCUUCGUUGAUAUUCAUUUGAAUAUAGAUAUGGCUCUUGAAUGUGGACGGAACGUCGUCAUACCUUUCCUUAUAUCAAUCAAUGUUGUGCUUUUUACGCUUGCAUUCGGUGUUUUAAUAAUCGGCGCCAUGAUGAAAUCUGAUGUGUCGUCAAUAAAAGAUGAAACAAAAACAGUCCUUAACAGUGUGAAAUCAGGAGAUUCUGACUUAGGAAACCUUGCGGACAACUUGUCAACUUUAUUUAUCGUCGUUGGAGUAUUCAUUUCAUUGGUAUCUGGAGUGUUCGUAGGAGUCUUCAUUUUAUUGGUAUUUGAUCUCCGAUUAUGUGGCGAUUGCAAGCAAACUAAAGUAUUGCUUGUGCUUUAUGCAGUUUCAGUAUUGGUGUUAUUUGUGAUAAAGAUAGUGGCUAUUUCCCUGUGGUUUAGAAUGAAGAAUGAUAUUGAGGCAAACCUCCGAGAUAAAUUGGUUGAUUCUCUCCAUAAAAACUUUGUGAGUGAUUCAAUAAGCGGUGGAAACGACUUCUCAAAUGGUUGGAACAGGAUAUUUAUAUCAUUGGACUGUUGUGCCGUUAAUAAUGUGGCAUCAACUACAAAUGAUUUUGACAAUACCCCUUGGUGCACCACUAGUGGGGAAUGUCAGCUUACAAAUGCCGAGAUUCCUAAGGCGUGCUGUGUGGGAGUCACUGAAACUAAUUAUACUUCAGCCCCGAUAUCAUGUUUCUACAAUUUAAAUUCUGGAACGUAUAACACAAAGGGAUGUUAUGAGUCUAUAAACGACUUGUUGGAGCAAAAUAUAACGUCUAAAGCUCCUAGUAUUCUUGGAGUUGGAAUCACUAUUAUCCUUGCUGAGGUCCUUUGUGUGAUAUCUGCCAUUGUUAUAUGUAGCAAUCCGACUAAUCGGAAAUUGCUGAUAAAUUCAUUCUAACUACGUAGAAGAGAUAUUUCAAUUCAUGAAAAUGAAGCAAAAUGCUAUCAAGAUGAAAUUAUUCAUAUAUGCAACAUCUCUAAUCUGUAGAAGCGUUUGAUAAAGCCCGGUGAGCUGAUAAACUUGUAUGUGCCCAUUGACCUGGAACACUCAACGAUUUUUCUGCUACGUCAUUUCAUCGCUACUUCAGCAUUGUUUUCCUUUUUCAAAAAAAUCUUUUUAUAAAUUUCAAACUAUCCAAACGGACAAAAUUCUUUUUUCUUUACUCUCUUGUAAACCUUCUUAGAACCAAACAGGUGCAAAGUAUUUCUUGUCCCAAAUUUUCUGUUAAUAAUUUGUGUUAUUGCAUCCAAUCGCCAUAAAAUGUCUUUAACAAACUACGAUAUUGUGAUUGUAGCACAGAUGAAGUCUGUUCGUCUGCAAUAAACUUAAAGGCGUCCA